Parus major (Great Tit) is the source of this 7540-nucleotide messenger RNA. RefSeq names its product G-patch domain containing 8 (gene GPATCH8). Gene Ontology annotation, molecular function: nucleic acid binding. The transcript is spliced from 3 exons. Bases 2525 to 6628 code for a protein of 1367 amino acids. Lineage: Eukaryota; Metazoa; Chordata; Aves; Passeriformes; Paridae. Gene Ontology annotation, cellular component: nucleus. The record is from RefSeq and is a predicted model, not a curated record.
GGACUGGAUGAUCCUUGGGGGUUCCUUCCUACUUAGGACAUUCUAUGAUCCAGUGGUUUUCCUGCUGCAACAGUUCCUGACUCCUGCUCACCCCCCUGGGUUUCCCCACUCUGCUGUGCCUGGGAGGGGCUCUCAGGAGCUUUUCAGUGGUGUUGUAGUGCAGCUGUUUAAGCUGAUUUGUGAGAAUUGGAAGGUAUUGGUGGUGGUUGCCAGUUUGGCCCCUCCUGAGCCUUGCAGGGAUUGGGAGAUAAUCCAGCACUGUGGCCUCUUUGUGCUGUAGUCCAGACAUAGCUGCAGAUUUAAUACCAAACCUGCUCUUCAGGAGCUCGAUUUGCACUCCUGUGGAAAUGCAGAGACGAGUUUGGAAUUUUGUUAGAAACAAAGCUGGAAACUUAAAAUACAAUUCUUUGUUUCCAAAGCUGAAGGGGGUGGCAGCUAUUAAUAAACCCCAGGAAGGCUGGAGUUAGUGAACUACUGCCUACAGCAUGUGGGAAUCUGGAGAAAUUUGAUGUAAGUGCUGGUGAUUUGUGUCCUUCUGGUCACUGCAGUGUGGCCCUUCUAACAGCUGAAGUAAUAAACCAGCAGAAUAUUCCUUGGCUUUAUGGUCUGCAUGAUCUUGCAGUUUGAAAGGAUGUUGCUGCUUAGAUGAACUGCUGCUUCCUCAGAAAACACUGCCCAUGGAGGAAAAAAUUCCCCUUAAUUUUGGAAUCCUGUAGUAGCAUGAAACAUACGUUUGAUUUAAUACAGGUUUGGUGGCUGUAAUCCUGUUGAAAAAAAAUCAUUGUCUUGCUAAGCACAAUGGGAAGACUUAAAAAGGGAGGAUUCACCCCAAAAGUACAAAUUUCCAGGGCUCCUUGUGGAGGGAAGAAGCUCCCUGGGGAUGGUUGAGUGGCUGUGUUAAAUCCUUGUUGGAAUUUCUCCCUGGUGCUGGGGAAGGGGCAGUUCCAUGCCCCUCCAGCCUCCCUCACACCCACACACAUGGUGUGGUCCAAAAAGUCAUUUAGAGGUUUUUGGGGGAUUAGAAUAAUGAACACUCUCCUCAGGAUUAGAUGGACAUUUCUUUAGUGGAAGCUGAGCUUAAAUAUCUGUUUAGUUCAAAUGAUUUCCUGGGAAGGCUGAGACCUAGAAGUGUUUGAGCAGCAUUUCAGUGCUUCAUGUGCUCCCUUCACCCAGUGAAAUUGUACUUCAGGCUUUGGAUUUCUCCUUCCCAGUCUGGACUGGGAGCAGGGUGGGCAUGGCUGUUGUGAACUGGUUAUCCACUCUUUGAGGGGAUCAAUUGCUGGAUUCAGUGACAUAUUUGAAACAAUUAUUGAGGGGAGGGUUCCAGGUUAUUUUGAACAAAAGUUCUGUGUAUUUUUUAAUUCCUGCAGCAGGUUGUUCUAACAGAUGAGCAGUGUGGGUUCCUGUUUUCCCCCCUUUCCCUCCCACAGGAUGCAUUUAGGGAAGAUAAUGCAGUCCAGCCAGGUCUCUUGUGUGCUUGGAGUCAUAUCUGAUGAUAGGUGUGUUGGUUUAGGUCGGUCUAAGAAGCUGAGCUAUCUUCUGUUCUGUAUUUACAUUUCCAAGGAGCUGGCACGGUGCAUUUGUGAGCUUUUAUAUCCUGUACUUCCCCAGCAAGACUCUUUUUCCUCCUGACUCCUGUGUGACAAAAAGAAACUCAGCCUUGGGAUCUUUUGGUCCUUUGGAAACCAGACCAGCUAUUCCCCAAUUUUGGAAGUACCAAAUUCUCAGCAGUCUUGACACCAGGGCCAGUGGUUUGUCAGCCUAAAGGGCCCAGGUUUGGGUGCAGCUGGGAGUUGCUGUGGUGCAUAUUCCAGAGUUUCAGUGCUUUGGGGUAGUUUAUUUGCUUCACACCUCUAAAUUUUAAGUGUUGAGAGUGGGAGGUUUGGGGGAGCAGCCACACAAAAGUCAGCAUUUAAUAAUGGGCAUUUAAUUCUGUCUGAGUUCAAAUUGCCAAGUAAUGGAGGCAGGAGAGCCUGGGGGCAGCUGCAUCAUUCCCAACAGCUCUGAGCUGUUCCUGUCCUGGGGGAUGAUCAGGACCAUGCCUGGAGGCACAGGGGCUCUGAGUGCACCAUCGCACCUUCCUCUUGAGAGGAGAAGGUCACAGUUCAUGUCUGGUGUAAUUAGCUGGGUCAUACUUUUUUCCAACUGGAUGAGUGAUCUUGAGACUUGGCAUCAGCCCCCAUUAAAUAGUUUUGUCAGCUGUUGGUGGCUGUAACUUCCCAGAGCAUUUCACACACAAUUUUGAAGUCAGCAUGAAAAAGCUGAUUGCAUUGCUCAGUCCACCUAUUUUAUUUUUUUUCAUUCCUUUUGAAAAAAAAAUUUACUCUUCAACAUUUAACAUACACCACAAAACCCUUGAGCCCUUUACUUGUCCUGGUGAAAGUAGCUCUGCUGUUCCAGGUGGGAUCAUUGCUGUGUCUGUGUGUGUCUGUGUGUGUCCCCCUGCUCCAGACCCCAGCUCGGUCCCGUGGCUCCGCUCCCACUCUGUAGAAUAGCUGGCACACUCCCCCACAGCUCUCUAGUAAUGCUUGCUUGUUUUGGUUUGAUUUUAUUUUUCUUUCUCUCUUCCACUCUUGUUAUAUUUUUACUUUCUUUUUUUCUUUGUGAUGUGACGUUUUCAGCUGAUGUAUUGAAAGCAAACCCUUCUAAUUUGGGAGUCCAGAUCACAAGAAGGUUGAAAGAUCUCAAGCAAAGGGAAUUUGCUCGCAAUGUCUCGUCGAGAUCCCGGAAAGAUGAGAGGAAGCAGGAGAAAGCCCUGCGGCGCCUGCACGAGCUGGCUGAGCAGAGGAGGCAGCCUGAGUGUGCUCCUGGAAGUGGGCCCAUGUUCAGGACCACCACGGUGGCUGUGGACGAGGAAGGUGGAGAUGACGAUGAUUCUGCAGCCAACAGCGGCUCCUUUGUCCAGAUGAGCUCGGGCCAGGCCACGGAGAUGACCACGGACAGAGGAUUCCUGAACACAGGACAAGGCACUGUGAUGCCAGGCCAGACACCCUCCCAGGGGGCACAGGCCAUCAGCUUUGGCAUUAAGAGCUCUGUGGGAGCUCCUCUGCAGAAGAUUGGGGUGUCCUUUUCCUUUGCCAAGAAGACCCCAGUGAAGCUGGAGACCAUCGCUUCUGUUUUCAAGGACCAUGUGGACGAGUCCAAUUCUGCAGAUGGGGCUAAAGGUGAUGAGAGGGGGUCCUCAGAGGCUGGCAGCCUGCAGAAGUCUGGGGAGGGUGAAGGCACCAAUAAUUCUGAUGGCAAGGCAGAGGACGAUGACCAGCACGACAAGGAGAGUGGGGCUCUGGCCAGCACCUUAUCCAAACUGAAGAAGAUGAGACGAGAAGAUGGACCAACAGCUGUGGAACCAGAAUAUUACCACUAUGUCCCCCCAGCCCACUGUAAAGUAAAGCCCAACUUUCAGUUCCUGCUUUUCAUGAAGGCUACUGAGCAAACAGAAGCAGAAAAUGCGAAUAAAAAAAACGCGCACGAAGCAAAAAAGGGGAGUUCCCCCAAACCCAAAGCCAGCAAGCACACAGAAAAGGCUGCUGAGAGCACGGGGCAGCAGAAGGAGCAGAGUACUACUGAAAGUGCAGCUCAGCAGGGCAAAACAGAACGAAAAGAUAUCCCAGAGAAUGAAAAUACACAGGAGAGCAAGCACCUUCCAGAGGGCAAUCCCCCCGAGCCAGACACUGCUAAAGAAGCUCCUCCUCCUGCCUUGGGCUGCAGAGAUGGCUCUGAGGGACCAAAGCACCCCACGGGACCUUUUUUCCCUGUUCUGAGUAAGGAUGAGAGCACGACGCUGCAGUGGCCUUCAGAGUUACUCAUCUUCACCAAAGCUGAGCCCUCUGUGUCCUACAGCUGCAACCCCCUGUACUUCGACUUCAAGCUCUCCCGUAACAAGGAUGCAAAAGGGAAAGGGGCAGAGAAAUCCAAGGAUCCAGGGGGGCUGUGUAAAGACAACACUCAGAGCACGGAACCUGGUGAGGUGAGCAAAGCCAAGGAGGCUGAAAGUGUAGGGAACAGUUCUACUCAAAAAAUGGAAAACAAAUCCCAGAGCAAGCAGGAGUCCGGUGUGGGAAGCGUUAGUAAGGGAGAGGGAGAGGACAGCAGUAAGGGUAUAAUGGGUAAGAGUAAAUCUGGAAGGUCCCAUAAACACAAAAAGAAAAAGAAGCACAAAAAGUCCAGCAGACACAAACGCAAACACAAGGAGGAAGCUGAGGAGAAGGCCCGGAAAACUGAGCUGGGGGAAGAGAAACCCAAGAAACGGAAAAGACACAGGCACAAAAAAGGUAAAUCCUCCCUUUCGACGGAGUCAGACCGGGCACCGAAACCUGAACCGUCUGAAGACUGCAGCCAUUUCCAGAAGAAAAAACGGUGCUCCCAGGAGUCCCAGAGGAAAUCUCUGUCUGCUGAGGAGGGAAGCAGCGGUAAGAAAGAGGAUGGGGGUAACUCCUGCCAAGAGCACAGCAGCAAAAGACACAAGGCUGAGCUGCAGCAGGUACCUGGUGCGAGGAGGCGCUGCCCGGCUCUGUCCCAGCCCCGGAGCGGCCGCCGGAGCCGGCAGAGCAGCGGCGACUACGACAGCGACGAGGGCUCCCCCAGCAAGCACUGCCACCAGAAGUCCCCGUCACAGUACAGCGAUGACUACGACUCGGGCAGCGAGCACUCCCGCAGCCGCUCCCGCUCGGGCCGCAGGCACUCCUCACACAGGUCCUACUCCAGCAGCUCGGACGCGUCCUCGGAGCACAGCCGCUACAGCCGCCAAAGGAGCUACUCGGACGACAGCUACAGCGACUACAGCGACCGCUCCCGCUGCCACUCCAAGCGCUCCCAGGACUCGGAGGAUGACUCCGACUACAACAGCUCAAACCACCGCUCGAAGCGGCGCAAAUACUCCUCAUCGGAAGACGACUACAGCUCGAGCAGGAGCAGGUCCAGGAGUCGGAGCAGGAGCCGAACCCAUCCUCGAGGCAGGUCGAGAUCGAGGAGCCGGGGCAGGAGCCGCAGCAGCAGCUGCAGCCGCAGUCGGAGCAAGAGGAGGAGCCGCAGCGUGACGGGCCGCAGCUGGAAACGCAGCCGCAGCUACAGCCGGGACCGCAGCCGCAGCACCCGCAGCCACUCACAGAGGUCCCUGUCACGGAAGGGCUCGCGGGGCCACGAGAGCCCCGAGGAGCGAAGGUCUGGCAGAAGGGACUUCAUCAGGUCCAAGAUCUAUCGCUCCCAGUCUCCUCACUAUUUCCGGACAGGCCGAGGUGAGGGGUCGCUGCUGAAGAAGGAGGAUGGCAAAGGAGAGGAUCUGAAAGGAUCUGGCUCCCUGUCCCAGAACAGCAGCGGCUCUGGCACAGGGCGGGCCUCGGAAGGGGACUGCAGUCCUGAGGAGAGGAACUCGGUCACUGCAAAGCUGCUCCUGGAAAAGGUGCAGUCCAGGAAGGUUGAGAAGAAGCCCUGUGUCACUGAUGAGAUGCUGUCAGGGGCAAACAAGGUGGGCAUAAAGCUCAAAGAUCCUCCCCAGGGCUACUUUGGCCCCAAACUGCCUCCUUCCUUAGGAAACAAACCGGUUCUGCCCUUAAUUGGGAAGCUGCCAACCAUUCGAAAACCAAACUCCAAAAGAUACGAGGAGUCUGGCUUGGAGAGGGGCGAGGAUCAGGAGCUGUCAGAUGCUGAGGAUGGUUCUCAAGGCAUGGAGGAGGGUCAGCUGGGCAGCCAGUCUCUCCUGGAAGAUGUGGUGAUGGUAAUUCAGGACAAACCUCUGGAUGAGCAGAAACGUGAUGAAGCCUCUGUGGAGAUGCCAUCCCUUCCCCUGGACGCGCCGGCGCUCCCCGAGUGCUUUGGCUCCGGAGAUCUGGUCAUGCCACACAACUUCCUCUCGGAUCCGAGCGAUGGCGAUGGGCUGGAGCCUAUGGAUGGGAGCAACCAGCCGGUCCCAGUGGAAACGAGUAUGAUGCCCUUAGUUCCAGAUGUUGAGCACUUUCCUGGCUACGUGCCUCAGAGCGGGGAACCGAGCAUGGAAGGAGAUCGGGAGGGGGCAGAAGAUUCCUCUCUAGCCCCACUGGAGAGCCAGCCCAUCACCUUCACCCCCGAGGAGAUGGAAAAGUACAGCAAGCUGCAGCAGGCAGCCCAGCAGCACAUCCAGCAGCAGCUGCUGGCCAAACAAGUCAAGGCCUUCCCCGCCUCGGCAGCCCUGGCGCCGGCAGCGCCUGCACUCCAGCCCAUCCACAUCCAGCAGCCGGCGGCGGCGUCGGCCACGUCCAUCACGACGGUGCAGCACGCCAUCCUGCAGCACCACGCUGCCGCCGCCGCCGCCGCCAUCGGCAUCCACCCCCACCCGCACCCGCAGCCCCUCGCUCAGGUCCACCACAUCCCCCAGCCACACCUGACUCCCAUUUCCUUGUCCCACCUGACCCACUCGAUUAUUCCGGGCCACCCCGCCACAUUCCUGGCCAGCCACCCCAUCCACAUCAUUCCGGCGUCCGCCAUCCACCCGGGCCCCUUCACCUUCCACCCUGUCCCUCACGCUCUCUACCCGACCCUCCUGGCUCCGAGGCCUGCGGCUGCUGCCGCCGCCACGGCCCUGCACCUCCACCCCCUGCUGCACCCCAUUUUCUCAGGACAGGACUUGCAGCAUCCACCCAGCCACGGCACAUGAAGGACAAAAUGAAGGAACCUCGGAGGAAGGAGAAUAUUUGGCGUUUUGGGAAGGGAUUGGAGUCGAUCCAGCGGGCAGGUGAGGUCUGAGCAUUUCCUUUCACUCUUGAGCAGCCAAAGAAGCCGGAGGCUCGAGGGCUGGGCUCUUGGCUGUAUCCCAGGGAUGUCUCGCUCCAACUCCUCCGUGCACGCAGCAGCACCGCUCCGGAAGAACCAUUUCACCUUUAGAACAGCGAGACUCUCGGAAAGGCUUUUUUUCCCCCUGGAUUCUUACACUUGGUCAUCUUCCUUCUGCCACCUUGUAUAUGAUAAAUGAGGUUUCAUCCACACUAAUAGGAUCUCUAAAAGUCCUUUUAAUGAGGUCAUCUAAUUAAAAUAGCAUGAUUGAAUCCGGCUUGUAAUUGGCGAUGGAACAUCGGGAGCUGUCGGCUGUGGAGGGGCUGGAGGCCUCCGUUUUCAGGCGUUGCAGGAGGUUCCUUGGCCCCUGUCACUGCACACAUGGGUUUUUCUUGGUGUGAGCAGCAAAGGUGGAAGUAAGAUCUUAGUGUAAAGAGGAGGAGGAGCUCUGUCUGUGUACCCGGAGCUCCCAUCCUUCUCCAUCCUGCAUACGCGCUCUCCUGCUCCAGACCAUGCCUGGAUAUCCCAGACUGGAGAGGGGUUCUCGGGUCAGGGGUUGGGAUUCCAGUCUGGGCUUUGACCACUCUUCUCCUGAAAGGGGGAAAAAAUCACUCUGAAUUCCAUCCUCUGUGGUGUUGGGAAAGAGGCACUGGGAUGGGAGAGAGAAGGAAAAUCCUGUUAGGAAUUGAAGCAAUACAGAGGACGGGAGAGCGCGGCCAGGAUGUAAAGCGUGUUCUUUCCUCUGUAACACUGAUGGUUUCCUUAUUAAUUUAUAGGAUUUUUUUUUUUUUUAAUG